Messenger RNA from Penicillium canariense, 2115 nucleotides. RefSeq names its product transient receptor potential ion channel family protein. Gene Ontology annotation, biological process: transmembrane transport; fungal-type cell wall biogenesis. The record is from RefSeq and is a predicted model, not a curated record. The transcript has 3 exons. Lineage: Eukaryota; Fungi; Ascomycota; Eurotiomycetes; Eurotiales; Aspergillaceae. The coding region runs from base 1 to 2115 and encodes 704 amino acids.
AUGCGCAAGACCAUCUGGGCUCUGCUGGGCCUGGGUGUUGUACCCCAGGCUCUGGCUGCUGACACGCUGAGCACCAAUGGAUUCAGCUUGUGCAUGACAGACUCGGACAUCGAAGUGCAGGACCUCGAUGUCACCUACUCUCGCUCAAGCAAAGAAGUUGUCUUCGAUGUGGCUGGUACCAACUCGAAGGAACAGAAUGUGACCGCAUCCCUGACUGUGACUGCCUACGGCAACCAAAUCUAUUCGAAAGAAUUUGAUCCGUGUGGGAACGAGGUCCAUGUUGCGGAGCUCUGCCCUGUCCCAUUGGGCCACUUCGCUGCCCGGGGUAAUAUCACCGUCCCCGAUGAAUACGCCAGCCAGAUUCCCUCCAUCGCCUUCAACAUUCCGGAUCUGGAUGGCCAAGCCAAGCUGACUCUCACCUCGAACGGCAAGAACGUGGCAUGUGUGGAGUCUGACCUGUCCAAUGGCAAGACCGCCAGCCUCAAGGCCGUUUCCUGGGCCUCGGCCGGUAUUGCAGCCGGCGCCCUCGCUCUGAGUGGACUGUCUGCUCUCGGUUCUGCGGGAAGUACUGGUGCAUCCUCCUCCAGCCCAGGCGUGGGUGACGUGAUGGGAUGGUUCGGCUCGAUGGCCACCAACGGCAUGCUGAGUGUCAGCCACCCGACCGUCUACAAGAGUUUCACCAAGAACUUCGCCUGGAGCACGGGUUUGAUUCCGUGGGCGAGCAUGCAGAAUUCCAUUGACGACUUCCGAAAAGCCACCGGCGGAAACACGACGCAGAACAGCUAUAUCUACCUCUCCGGCCUGAGCACCGCCUCGUCUUCGAAUGGAACCUCCUCCAAGCGAAGCCUGGACAUGAUGUACCGCCUGUUGGCCCGGUCGAGCAGCUCCGGCUCUAAUUCGAGCAGCACCUCGAGCACGACCAACUGCGGCGACCUCUCCGUAAGCAGCAUUAAGUGCUAUGGAGAGGAGAUGAUGAUCCCCUCGGCGAACAUCUUCAUGACCGUGCUUCUGGUCUUCGCGAUUGUCGUCGCUAUUGUUGUUGUCGGCAUCCUUCUGCUCAAGGUCAUCCUGGAGAUUUGGGCCAUGUACGGCAACUUCCCCAAGAAGCUGUCUGAAUUCCGGAAGGACUACUGGGGCAUCAUGGCACGCACGAUCACCAACAUGAUUCUCAUGUUGUAUAGCAUCUGGGUUUUGUACUGUGUCUAUCAAUUGCGGAACGGUGACUCCUGGGCAGCCAAGAUGCUGGCUGCCAUCACGUUGGCUGUCUUCACAGCCGUUUUGGCGUUCUUCGCGUGGCGUAUCAUCUACAUGGCUCGCAAGUACAAGAAGAUCGAAGGUGACACUACCGGCCUCUACGAGAACAAAGAAACCUGGCGCAAGUAUAGUCUCUUCUACGACGCUUACAAGAAGGGUGUGUGGUGGCUGUUUGUUCCGGUCAUUGUGUAUGCUUUGGCCAAGGGAUGUAUCAUUGCCGGCGCCGAAGGCCACGGCAUGGUCCAGACCACUGGCCAGCUGGUUGUGGAAUGCUGCAUGUUGCUUCUGCUGCUGUGGAACCGGCCCUACGCCACCAAAUCCUCGAUGGGUAUCAACUUCACGAUCCAAAUCGUCCGAGUUCUGUCCGUCGCCUGUGUGCUGGUCUUUGUCGAGGAACUUGGUCUCUCCCAGACCACCAAGACCGUGACCGGCAUCGUGCUCAUUGUCGUCCAAUCCACCCUCACCGGUGUUCUCGCCAUUUUGAUCGCCGUCAACGCCAUCAUCUUUUGCAUCCGCGAAAACCCUCACACUAAGAAGCAAAGAGAAGCUGAAAACUCCAACAAGGACCUGGACGACCUCACCCCUCUCGACGCGCGCGAGUCCCUCCUCAUCGAGCAUCCACCUAAGCGCGACUUCGCCGAGAUGAGCAAGUUCAACUUCACCGGUCCCUACGAGCCGUACCAGGAUCACCCACGUCACCGGCCCGACUCGACCGGCGGCAAUGAUCGCCUGGUCUACGCGGACUACGGCGUCGCCCACGGCCGCAGCUCCAGCCAAGAAUCCGGACACUAUGACCAUCGCCGCAGUCUCUCGCUCGAGGGCCGGAAGCCGACAACCCCUGGCUUCGGCAUGGCCUACUAA